GUUAUUCUAAAAUAUAAUAAAAUCCGCACAACGUACGGGCUUAAUACUAACUAGUACUUAGGAAGGAGGAAGCCCGUGUAAUUGGGCUAUGAGCCCAUUAUUAGAAUUGUUUUUGAUGGGAAAAAAGGCACAACUCAAGACGUGGAUCGAUUUGCACUGGGUUAAAAACUUAAAAUUAGUUGAAGUGAAAACGAAGGGCUAAAGCUGUAAUUGCAAUUUCUUGGUUAGAAUAUAGGGUUUUGACUUUCCAGUGGCUUCCACCACUGUUCCCAUUUCGUUUUCUUCAUUGUUUCACACUUCACUUCCGCCAGAAGAAUUGAAGCUUCCUUUUUGGUGUUGAUUUACCUGAAUUAUGAUGGCUAAUCCUCUUUCCGAUGAUGAGGCAUUUUCGAAAAUGUUCUCUUCCCGAUUCCUAAUUAUCCCCAAAAAUCACCCCGGCGGCAGCAACUCCUCUGCUCUUGACUCAUCCCCCAAAAAUCACCCCGGCGGCAGCAACUCCUCUGCUCUUGACUCAUCGUCACAGCAACUCUUCAAAAAAAACAAAUCGUCACAGCUGCCUUCUAAAUCAGCAACCUUCAUUGCCGAAAACGAAGAACUCCUGUCCCAGAUUCUGAUCAAACUUCCCCCAAAACCCCUCCUCCGUUUUCAGUGUGUCUCGAAGGCAUGGCUCUCCCUCAUCUCUAAGCCGGAUUUCCGCCGCUGCUGGUCUGCUAUCCGAAGAAACUCCGGCACUGUAAGUCUUCUUUUCUGUCCCAUGGGUAUCAAGGAUAUUGGAAUUCUUUCUCUUGGUUCAGAAGGAGUGGUUUCACCACCGGCCCUCUUUAAUUCGAAUCCUUUGAAGGGUUUUAUUAAGGAUGAGGUUGACAUUUAUAUACAUGGUUGCAAUGGUGUGUGGUGUAUUCAACCUGGGGAGGAUUUUGAUCGCAUUUCCUUUCGGGGGGAUUUUGAUCUUAUGUCCAUUGUUGUUUGCAACCCCACCACUGGGCAACACAGAAAAAUUCUGAUUCCUCACGGUACUGAUUGGCCAAAGGUUCGUUAUUCUAAUAUAGCUUUUGAUCCUCAAAAAUCAGACCAUUACAAACUUGUGUGUUGGGUUACGGACCGAAUGGGUUAUCAUCGAUUCAUGGUCUAUUCCUCAGAAUCUGCGAAGUGGAGGGUUACAGAUGAUCAUCUUGGCAACAAAUCUAGGAUAGAUUUUGAUUAUUUCUGUGAGAAUGGGAUUUUCUGGAACGGGGACCUGUAUUUUAUUGGACGUGGGGAAUCGGAUGAGAUAUCUGUCAUAUGCUUUGAUGUGGAACAUGAAAUUAGACCAUCAGUGCCUCAAAUUCCCAGCAUUGGUAGUGAUAUCUCUUAUUUUGGGGAGGCAGGCGGGGAUUUGUGUAUUGUGAGUUUGAACAAUUCGGAGUCAUUUACCGAGUUUGAUGUUUUUGCACUCAUCAGGGAUCACUCUGAGUGGGCUUUGAAGUAUCGAUUUGAUGUUGCCCCUUUGAUUGCUACAUAUCCUGACAUGGAGAGACUUGAAUUUUGCAUUUCUUCCUUAAUUGUUAGAGGAGAGAGAGCUAUGGUCAUCAUUUCAUUGGCUGGGAAAGUGGUCUCUUGUGAUAUUAGCAGUAUGAUGGUUGAUGAGCUCGUUGAAUUUGAGGGUAAAUUCGAAAAUUACAUAUGGAAUAAUGUUUUCCAGCACGUGGAAUCCCUUGCAUUGGUCUGACCUUAUGAGCGUCUUUGAGUCUUUGGAGCUUGCUUGCAAACAAAAUUGAAGAUGUUCUUUUUGCUUUAUCUGGAAGAAGCAAGGAGUUGAUGGAGAUAUGGACGUUGGUAAUGAUCAUUCGUACUUCUUUUGUUGCUAGUAUUAUGCUAGUAGGUAGCUUUGCUAAUAUUAUGUUAGUAGGUGUUAGAGCUAUGUUAAUUAUGGUGAUGUGCAAUCAACUAAUUACUCCCUUUGGUGGCAACGGACUGGAGAGCUUAUUCCCUAAUGUUAUUCCCUAAUGUUAUGUCAGUAGGCAGUAGGUAAUAGAGCUAUUUAGUAGUACUUGGUGGCUUCUUAUUGCUGAUAGUGAUAUUAUGGUAAGCGGUAGUAUAGCUAUUUGGUACUUGUGUCUCCUUUUGUUUUGAAGCUUUCCGUGUUGGAGAUGGUUUGCUUAUGAAUGGGAAAAACUGAAAAAGUAGUUAUGGCUAUGGGCUUGUGGUUAUUUUUUUAUUUGUCAAAUCUAAUUCAUGGAUGAAACUUUUGAAUGGCGAAUUCAAACGAUAUAUAUUUAUCCUUUUCUAAA
Molecule: messenger RNA, 2270 nt
Organism: Oldenlandia corymbosa var. corymbosa
Lineage: Eukaryota; Viridiplantae; Streptophyta; Magnoliopsida; Gentianales; Rubiaceae
Source: the annotation of a GenBank genome assembly